UUGGAAGAACGAAACAUCGAAUUAGAAGGCACGCGGGCGCGAGUGCGCGUGUUAGAACGCCUUCAGCAACGACCACCGACGGAAGUCGAACCAGAAGCGGAUCUGGAACAACCCAGAUGCGAGCAGAGCGGCGUCGAGCCUGGUAGCAGUACGGAGUCCGCGCGAGAUCAUCAUCAGCCGGUAGAGAUCAAACCGUCGCCACGGCGGCGUCCUAGUCGUAUACCUUUACCUGGCAGCGCGAGUGGCAAGACGUCGUCGACGACGCCUACGACAAGCGCGACUACGAUCGCGCCACCGCGAUCUAGUCACGGCAGGAACGACAGCAGGGAAUCGCUCAAAUCGCUGACGAGACCACCGCGUGAUUCUAGUCGUGACAGCCACGGCGGCGGCAAAUCGUUAUCGAAAGCACGCGACUCUAGCCGGGAUUCACUCGGCAAUAGGAGUCUGUCCAAGAACGGCGGCAACGGAAGCAGCAGCAGUAAUGGUAGCGGCGGCAGCGGCGGCGGCGGCGGCGGCGGCAAUAAGGAAGCAAAUCGGGAGUCAUCCCUGAAUAACCGAUCCCUGCCUCGUAACAAUUCCAGCCGAGAUUCCCUAAAUAAAUCCUCCUCGCUAUCCCGUGCCCGUGACUCGUUGGAAUCUAACAACAACCUCAGCACAUCCUCACCUACGACAAAUACCCCUCCCCGACGACCGCCCGCUCCCGCGCGCCGUUCCCACAGCCUGGCGCGCGCGGCGACGUCUGUCGAUGCGUCCGAAAACGGCAAGAACUGCACCGAACCACCAAGUUCCUGGUGCUCGACCAACAGCAGUUUCCGGCACAGUGAUUCAUCGCUCUAUCCAGACUCCCUGAAUCAAGAGACAUCGUCCGUCACCGGUUCCACGCGGGUGGAAUUCAUAAUCGGUUCACCCACCAGGCGCUUCCGUACAAGCGCCGCGUGGCCUCAUCAUUACUUCGACAGUAUUAACUCGGCGGCUACGGUACCGGAGAGCCUGUUAACCGACGAGUUCCCUUUGCGACGCGGUGAAGCUCUGGCCGAAUGCGAUUCGCUCGAAUGUCAUCCAAUUUCAAGCGAGGAAUAAGUGCCGCGUAAUCGUUGACAUUGCGUCGUCGGAUUUAUGGAACAAAUAGGGUUGAGUCGCGUAGCGAGCAAGUUGUUCUGGCUUCUUUUUAUUAUGUUAUGUUGGAUAACUGGCUCUGCAGACAUGCGGUCUUAUCCGUAUCAUGUCACCGAUGAAUAUGCGAAUGUAGAAAUAAUAGAAUGUAGGCGCACACUCAUUUAGGAAAUACGACACGCUGAAAGAAUGACAUUCGCAUUCCUAAUGACCCUUAUUCCGUGCCUUUUUAAUAUCGAAGUUAAUGGUUUUUUUUUUUUUAAACAUCUUACAGUAAUUCUAAACGAGAAAAAUCCAUAACGGUGUGUUUCUAAAUUGAAAUAUAUUAUACAAUACUAUUUCUCACUACAGGAUUUAUUAUAUACUUUUCUCAAGUUGCAUUUAGAAAGCAUUUCAUACAUCUUUGUAAUAUGGCAAAAAUACUUUAGCAAUCUUAUCUAAUCAAAAGUAAUAUAUCGACUUGUCUUGCGAAUGUGCAUCAAUUUGUAACGAAUAGAACUGACAUAGCUAAUAAUAAUAAUUGCGAAAAGAUUUAUGCUAUGUUUUCACUGGCGAUAUAGAAAUAUAGUCGAAAUUUCGAAUUUGUAUAAAUAUAUCACGUUUAUUUAUAGCACAAAAGAAAAACGCAGAGACAUAAUCAAAAAUUAUUUCACAUCUUUUAACGAGAUUCUACAAAAAUACAUAUUACUUUUAUUGUAUCCAGACUUCUCGUAACUAUAUGAAACAUAUACCUAACUUAUAUUGAAAGGUAUACUAAUUCAUAUCAAUCAAGAAAAAUUUUUUUUAAUAUCUAUAGAAUUUUUUGUAUAUAUUAGUAAAGGCAAUGCCGAACAUUUGUGUCUAUUCAUUUUGAUAUUUUUUUAUAUUAUUUGAUAUUAUAUUUUCUAAUACCGUAUAAAUGAAGAACUUGGUUUACUUAACCAACAUCAAGAAUGAGUUUGUUAAUCAAACUUUCAAUUACUUGGUCCUUGUUCAGUAACAGUACUCUGCAAUUCUGUUGAUUUUGUAUCUACGUGUCUUAUAUAUCAUUAGUCUUGUGUAUUUUUUACAUUAUUGAAUAUUAUUAGGUCUUUAACAGAAAAUUUCUCAUUGCGUCUAGCAAAAGUGUCGUUAGCACUCAGGUAUGUGCUAAGUUCCAAUCAGAUUAUUAACUCGCAACAGAGAAUACCAGAGUCGAUAGUUCACAUUCCAUAUGUUCAAGAUGCAAUUUUAUAUUCCAUUUAGCAUUUGUAUCUUCGAUUUGAAUCUGUGUUAUAAUUGUCUUCUUAUUUAUUGCAUAUAUUGUAAUAAUAAGGAUAUAUGACGAUUGUAAUUGACGAAAAGCAUUAUUUGUGUAUACUACGGGUAAGCGGAUUACAUUAAAAUUGAAAUUCAGAAAAUGAGGGUGAUACUGAAAUUCAUCGACUUCGGAAAUAUAUCGAGUGCACUGUUCGCAUUCUCUUUUGAAUAUAAUACAUAUCACGUUUAAACAUUAAUUAUCGCGCGCUCGUCCACGAGAUACAAUUAACGGAUAUACAUUGAGGGCACGAACAUCGAAUACCUACAGAACGUUCGAUUUAUGUUCCGUCCGAUUCACUCAUAUGUUGCACGGUAUGUUAAGAAAGUUUAUAUUUAAUUUCGCUGUUUAUUUGCGUUGUUCGUUCGCAAAAUGUAUACCAUACUCGAGAGUGAUAAGAGUGAGCAAUGUUGAUCUUUACUCGUCAUAGGGAAGUUGAGGCUCGUCGGAGUUAAUUAUAAAUUAACUAUUCGUCGGAAUCGCAUUUUAAUUCGUGUAGCUCGCGACUCCGGGGAAACACUAUAUACUACACAGUUCCUCGCUUCUCAAGAAACAACCGAUUUAAUUAUUUAUAACUAACAAUGACAAUUAUUGUGAACACUGAAUAAUAUAAUCACAGAUGGAGCCUGUGAUCCUAGUUAUAAAUAAACUGCAAAACAUGUGAUUAACAUAUAGUUUAAGGUGUAAACCACAGGACUGACGGACUCUACUUAUUAUUUUAUUAGCGCCUAAUCGUUUUUACGCGCGGCGAAAUGAACAGAAAGACCGAUGCGCAUUCGGUGAAUCUUGCUCUUUUUCAUUAUCUUCUUUUUUUCGUACGAGGGUUCGUAACGCCGCGAAUGCUCAGAUAUUAUUGUUAUUCGUACAGUCGGUGGAUUUUCUGGUGCCCACAUCAGUGUACGCGCUGCCGACUGGAGGCUAUUAUUUUUAUACCUUUAAUUAACGAGCGUAAUAUCGAGAAAGAGCGUAUAAAUCGGCUGCAACGGUACAGCAGCCUCCCGACCCGAUAGUUAUUUAAGCAAAACGCUGUCACUGUAUUAUAUUUUAUCUAGUGUCUAGAUAUAUGUCUUAUCAUUAUAGGAAUUAUUAAUUAUUGUUUUACGGAUAUAUAUACACACACCGACACAUUUGUAUAUAGAUGACGUCGCGAUUUAUUUAAAUAGCUCCGAUGUAAAUAAAUUAUCUAUAACGAAUCUGCGAUAAUGUGAUCCUAUUAAUAAAAUGAAAUUACCUAAA
Molecule: messenger RNA, 3625 nt
Organism: Formica exsecta
Lineage: Eukaryota; Metazoa; Arthropoda; Insecta; Hymenoptera; Formicidae
Exons: 2
Source: RefSeq, a predicted model, not a curated record